This is a messenger RNA of Trichomonas vaginalis G3, 564 nucleotides long. RefSeq names its product N-terminal peptidyl-glutamic acid acetylation. The coding region runs from base 1 to 564 and encodes 187 amino acids. Gene Ontology annotation, cellular component: NatA complex. The transcript has a single exon. Gene Ontology annotation, molecular function: protein N-terminal-serine acetyltransferase activity; protein-N-terminal-glutamate acetyltransferase activity. Gene Ontology annotation, biological process: N-terminal peptidyl-glutamic acid acetylation. Lineage: Eukaryota; Parabasalia; Trichomonadida; Trichomonadidae. The record is from RefSeq and is a predicted model, not a curated record.
AUGCCUAUUUCUGUACGACGUGUUAAAAUCACAGACCUUAAUGAAAUGCAGCAAACAAACUUAUCUUGCUUAGCUGAGAAUUAUCACAUGUGGUUUUGGCUCUAUCACUACUUAAUUUAUCCAGCUUCAUCACAUUGCGCUGUUGACUCAUUAAAUCAUAUACUUGGAUACGUUCUUAGUAAAAUGGAUGAUGAUUCUCGUCGCAAAAACCCUAACGAACCUCUCCACGCUUUAAUGACUUCCGUGGCCGUAUACAAUGGUUAUCGAAAGCUUGGUCUUGCUAAGCAAUUAAUGCUUUCAUCACAAAGAGAAAACCAAUUAUGCUACAAAGCUGAAUAUGUUCUGCUUCACGUCAGAGAAACAAAUAGAGCCGGACAUCUUUUAUACGAAAAUUCACUUGGCUACGUUAAAAACCAGGUUUGCAAAGAAUACUACGUAGAUGGAGAAGAUGCUUGGUCCAUGAAACUCGUUCUUCCAAAAACUGAAGCUCAAUUAGCAGAAGAAGCUGCAAAGAAAGCAGCAAGUUCACAACCUAGAAAGCCAAAGAAGGGUGGACGAAGGUAA